Messenger RNA from Neltuma alba, 797 nucleotides. Its product is annotated as mavicyanin-like. Gene Ontology annotation, molecular function: electron transfer activity. NCBI's taxonomy places the organism in Eukaryota, Viridiplantae, Streptophyta, Magnoliopsida, Fabales, Fabaceae. The coding region runs from base 22 to 615 and encodes 197 amino acids. Gene Ontology annotation, cellular component: plasma membrane. The transcript is spliced from 2 exons. The record is from RefSeq and is a predicted model, not a curated record.
UCUGAUAAAGCCAAAAAAUUUAUGUUAAACAUGGCAAAGCUGAUGAUGAUUGUGGCUUUUGUUGUUCAUUUGGCUUUUGUUAUUAUUAUGAAAUGCUCAGCCACCACCUACUAUGUUGGAGACAACUCAGGUUGGGAUAUCAGUACCAAUCUGGGUACCUGGAUUCAAGAUAAGAAAUUCAAGGCCGGCGAUGUUCUUAUUUUUCAAUAUUCUUCGUCUGAUAGUGUCGAUGAAGUUACAAGAGAAAACUACAAGACAUGCAACACAAACAAGGUUUUGGCAACUUAUGGCAAUGGAAACACCACUGUGCCAUUAACAAGACCUGGAGACAGGUAUUUUGUGAGUGGCAACAAACUGUAUUGCCUUGGAGGUAUGAAGCUCCAUGUUCAUGUCGAAGGUAAUGGCACCAGUUCCCUGGCUCAGGCCCCGGCUAGGGCAAUGCCAGUGGCCGGUCCGACCAGCGCCACCUCCGGCCUUCCGGGGAAGACUACAGCAUCGUCCCAGAAACACACUCCUCUGACAAGUGGGUCUAAGAAUGUUGGUGUGGACACUAAUGUUCAGUUGGUUUGCGUUGCUCUCAUGGUGGCUUCUAUUUCCUGGAUUUUCCAGAUUUGAGUAUUGUGAUAACUUAAUUAUGACUUUAUUUGAGUGUAAUAUUGUUUAACUACACAAUAAUAAUGAUUUGCAGUUGGAAGGCUGACCUACCCUUCGAGUUUUACCAUGAUUUAAAAAUUAUUUUAAAAAAUAUCGUGUAUACAUUAUACAUCUUGGGAAUUUACAUUACUACUAUUUUUGAA